GUCCUGAGCACACUCUGAGAGAGAGAGAGGGACGAGGAGGGCCAGUCUCUCUAAUCAGAUAACACUGAAGAUCUGUGUGACCAUGGCCAUGCGUCUGGUGCUUGUCUUCCUCCUGUCCGCCCUGCUUCCAUUCUCUCUCUCCCAAGUACGGGACCCUUUGGCCUGGCUGUACACCCGGCAAAGCCCAGGAUACUAUUUUGGCUCCGUGCAGGCACUCACGGCCGCUGGAGGGGAUUGUCCUGAAGAGUGCGACUGCCCCCCCACCUUCCCUGUCGCCAUGUACUGUGAUGGGCGGGGUCUGACAGCCAUGCCAACAGUUCCCUCCCGCAUCAAGUACUUGUACCUCCAAAACAAUGCUAUCACAGCUGUGCCUGACUCAGCUCUAGUCAAUGCAACCAAUUUGGUGUGGCUCAUGAUGCAUCACAACCAGCUGAGAUCUGAUGCCAUUGGCAUGAAGGUAUUUCUGAAGUUGGAGGGACUGGAGCGUUUGUAUCUGCAACACAACAAUUUGACCAGCAUUCCUCCAAACCUUCCUCGCUCCCUGAGAGACCUGAGGAUCAACCAUAACCACAUUGAAAAGGUAACACCCGCAGACCUGGAGGGAAUGGAUAACCUCACUAUCCUCUAUCUCCACGAUAACGCUGUCUCAGACAUCGGCGCAUCGCUAAAGGCGCUGAAGUCUCUCACCCUGCUCGACAUCAGCGGCAACAAGUUGGCGAAGGUCCCAGAUGCUCUCCCUGAACACCUGCACCAGCUCUACCUGGAGUCCAACUCCAUCGACUCGCUGCCUGAGGGCUUCCUGGGCGGCUUCACUCAGCUGCAGUAUGUCAGGAUGGCCCACAACCAGCUCACUGAUAAGGGCAUCCCUCCUAACACUUUCAAUGUGACGGGGCUGGUGGAACUGGACCUGAGCUUCAACAAGCUGGAGAGGAUCCCUAUUGUCAGCACCACACUGCAGCAUCUUUAUCUGCAGGCCAAUCAGAUCAAAGAGUUCACUCUGGGUAGUUUCUGCAGUAUUGUGGAUGUGACAAAUUUCUCCAAACUGCGAACGCUGCGACUGGAUGGGAACGAGAUCAACCGUCAGGACAUCCCUUCAGAGUCGGCCCUCUGCCUGCGCCAGGCCUCCAGCAUCGAGGUCUAACUGUGAUACUUUGAAACACAGUUCACUUUACAACGUGCACCUGCAGUGUGACGCAUUUUUACGACGUGCAGAAACCAAAUCACAGCAGAGGCGAUGGAAUAACUUGAGGUUGGCUGCAGGUGGCAGCAGUUCUUAUCGUAACACCUACUAAUUACGCAGCAGUGAGAGAACAGAGCUUCAUACAUGAAGAGACCUUACCAGGAUUAUUAAAAACAGUCUCUCAAAUUAGAUUACUAAUCUCAGUUAGAUUUAUCUAAUUAAAUUCAACUAUAGGAGCCUUUAUCCACA
Molecule: messenger RNA, 1429 nt
Organism: Stegastes partitus (bicolor damselfish)
Lineage: Eukaryota; Metazoa; Chordata; Actinopteri; Pomacentridae
Gene: fmoda
Product: fibromodulin a
Exons: 6
Coding region: 83-1141 (352 amino acids)
Molecular function (GO): protein binding
Source: RefSeq, a predicted model, not a curated record